Molecule: messenger RNA, 974 nt
Organism: Neocloeon triangulifer
Lineage: Eukaryota; Metazoa; Arthropoda; Insecta; Ephemeroptera; Baetidae
Gene: AP-1sigma
Product: AP-1 complex subunit sigma-2
Exons: 5
Coding region: 125-598 (157 amino acids)
Biological process (GO): vesicle-mediated transport; intracellular protein transport
Cellular component (GO): membrane coat; AP-1 adaptor complex; intracellular membrane-bounded organelle
Molecular function (GO): clathrin-cargo adaptor activity
Source: RefSeq, a predicted model, not a curated record
GUUGGCAGCAUUCGUGCUUCUUAAAAGAAAGAUCAACAAAAAUGGACGAAGUUGAUUAAUUCUCUUGUCGGCCACUUAAUUUAGUAGAAUUUCAACGUAAACUUCAACUAAUCUGUGUCCCGAUAUGAUGCAGUUUAUGCUUUUGUUUAGCCGGCAAGGCAAACUUCGUCUUCAAAAAUGGUAUCAGGCUUAUCCCGACAAAACAAAGAAGAAAAUCACGAGGGAACUAAUCACCACGAUCCUCGCCCGGAAGCCCAAAAUGUGUAGCUUCCUAGAGUGGAAAGACAUGAAAGUUGUUUACAAAAGAUACGCCAGUUUAUACUUCUGUUGUGCUAUUGAGCAGGAUGACAAUGAGCUGUUGACUUUAGAGGUCAUUCACAGAUAUGUGGAGCUGCUUGACAAAUACUUUGGAAGUGUCUGCGAACUGGACAUAAUUUUCAACUUCGAGAAAGCCUACUUCAUGUGCGACGAGCUGCUCCUCGGAGGGGAAAUUCAAGAGACAAGCAAGAAGAAUGUGCUGAAGGCAAUCGCCGCGCAAGACUUACUGCAAGAGGAAGAGACUCCGCAGGGGCUGUUCGAAGAUCACGGGCUGGGCUAAUUUGAAUUAGACAUGACAGACAAAAACACAUUCCGACUCAUCAAAACUCUCGCUAGGAAUUAUAAAAGUUUUCUGAAGAAAAAAAACUUUCAGUAUUAUAGUAAUAAUAGAAACUAGCAAGUCAUAUUUUUGUAUAAUCUGCCUUCUACGCUUAAUGUGCUUGCGUUCUGGAUAGUUAAUCAAUAUUUUUGCGAAUGAGAUCUAAUUUUUUUUUUUUAAGAUUGACAGGCAUGAACUUAGUUCUCAAACCUGACAAGCAAAUUUCAUUCCAUAUGAUGCAUUUUAUUUUUUGUUUUGUGAUUGACACUUAUUCAAUGUGUGUGAUCAAUAAAGUGCAAUUGAUGUUUCUCAACUGAAAUCAAAAUAAUUGACAUAA